AUGACUGCUCCCCCAGCAAGACCCCACCUCGGCCUCCGGCCCUCAUCUCAUUUUUCUAUCAUAACCUCCGCACAAUCUAAUGCCGACUGGGCGGAAGAUGACGCAUGGGACUCUGGGUCGGAUGACGAUAAACCCUUGGGCUCUCGAAGACAUCCUGCUCCGCCUACACCAACACGUACCAGCUCGCUAGGAUUCUUCUCGUCCUCGGCUGCCUCUCCCAAGCUCCCCACAACUGCAUCGCCAAAGCCCCAGGCGGUACCUACGUCGGCGAACAAUUCGCCACUCAGAAAUGCUACAGCCCCCGCCCCCAUCCCAUUCAAACAACCCACUGGUCCCACCUCUCUUAAUGCUAUCCGAGCGGCGGCUCGCAAACCGGCUGGAACAGGAGAUCCAAUCCUGAGUGUGGGCUCUGGUACACCCAACUCCAGCUCAUCGAAUGCCGAACUCAGUUUCUCUUAUACCCACGUACAAGUUCCAUCCCCAAGCUCUUUCCCCCAGUCCAAUGCUUUGCCUCCUCAAGCUGAGUCCCAAGAAGAGGAGAAUAGUGUUGAGCUUUCCAGUCCUCCCGGAAAAGGCAAAGGAUGGACUUUCAUUACUGGCCGGAAGAAAGAAAAGGUAGACGAAGAUGUACUUGAACGAGAAAAAGAAGGAUACAGGCGCUGGAAAAUGUCUGCGUCGGGAUCAGUUGACUUUGCGGGGAUGGUACCUGAUGCACCAGACUCGGGUGAAGAAUCCGACGGAGAGAUGAUUGUAGGCGAUUUGGAUGUUGAGAUCGGGGAAGGGCUCAAGAUAGGAGAUGAUUUGAGUUUGGAAAGGGGGCGAGAGAAGGAGACUUUGGAAUUUGCGAGGGUUGGGAGUGACGAUAAAGGAAAACGGACAAGUGUCGGGAGAGAACCAGAAGCGGAAGAUAUUACACCCCGCGAAAAGGUUGGGGCUGAAGCAAUUCGAGAGGACGCCGAUGCUAUCGUUGCAGACCCAUUUAGUGUUCUCCGUCGUCCGGACCCCUACGGCCAUGCCUCUGGAUAUAAUAAUAAACCUCCCUCUCGAAAGUCCAGUGUCUCUCACAUCAAAUCACCGGAGCGGUCUUCGAGUAGCUCGAAGCGAAUGUCUUCAUUUGGAACAAAUGCGCCAUCGCCUGGACACGAACGAGUUGAUUCGGGUGCGGGACUGAGUCGCGGAAGGAGUAUGCGAACAAACAGGAGGCAUACACAAUUUGUAGAGUGCCUUUCGAAGGAAGAUAUCAAUAUGGCCGAGUUGAAAAAGCUUGCAUGGUCUGGCGUGCCUCCUCACCUGAGACCCAUGGUUUGGCCCCUUUUACUCGGGUAUAUGCCUCUACCUUCAUCGACUCGACUCCAGACCCUACAGAGGAAACGAGAGGAGUAUACCAAGCUUGUUAAGGUCACUUUUGCGCGAGGACGGGAAGGGUUGGAUCAACAGAUAUGGCAUCAGAUAAGAAUUGAUGUUCCGAGAACCAGACCUGGCGUAAGACUUUGGAUGGAAGCUGGUACGCACCAAAGUUUGGAGCGAAUACUAUAUGUUUGGGCGAUUCGACACCCUGCGAGCGGUUACGUACAAGGGAUUAACGACCUUGCAACGCCAUUUUAUCAAAUUUUCUUGUCAGCGUAUAUAGAUGCGGACCCUGAAAUAUACGACCCAGCAUGUCUACCUUCACAUGUUUUAAACGCCAUCGAAGCCGACACCUUCUGGAGCGUCAAAAGAAUGGCAGAGCUUGUCAAAAGGAUUGAUGGCGCUCUUGCUUCGCAUUUCGAAUCGCAAGGCGUCGAGUUUAUGCAAUUUGCUUUCAGAUGGAUGAAUUGCUUGUUAAUGCGCGAGCUAAGCGUGAAGAAUACUAUACGAAUGUGGGAUACAUAUCUGAUGGUGUCCUUCCUGGCGCUUAUGGGUUUGGCGGUAAGCGCUCUACCAGCGAUAGGCACAAAUGUCCAAUCGCGAGUGCCAAAAGCGAAGACUUUUACCUAUGAGGUGGUACCAGGAUAUUUUAUCCAGACAGAUCCCAGCACGGUUCCGGCGACUGUGGGGCCCAACCCUCCUGCAUUUGGAUUAAUUGCCAAUACAUCUGCAACAUAUUGGUCCGACUUCAAGGCCAACAUCACUAAAUUACAGAAAAAUGCUCCCAAAAAGGUCAAGUAUGCUGUAUUCUGGUUCGGAAGGCAUGGUCAAGGAUGGCAUAAUUUGGCCGAAUCGACCUAUGGUACCGCUGCCUGGGACGAUUACUGGUCGAAGCUUAAUGGAGACGGGAAUAUUACGUGGGGUCCUGACGCCCUUUUGACUGAUCUCGGUAAACAGCAAGCUCAGCUUGCACACAAUACUUGGGUCACAGAACUUGGAAAGCCUGACCCGGUUCCAUUGCCAACCAAGCUGUUCUCGUCGCCCAUGUCUCGCGCUGCUUCAACUCUCGAUAUUACAUUUACUGGGAUUCUCCUCACCGAAUCGGGGAAGAAGGACAAGGUUCGACCAUAUGUGAUGGAGGGAUUGCGUGAAGUUCUUGGAGUGCAUACAUGCGAUAAACGGCGAACUAAAACAUACAUUCACCAAACUUACAAGAAUUUUGGGAUUGAAUCUGGGUUCACUGAAGAGGAUGAGCUAUGGACUGCCGACCAUCGCGAAACCAAUGACGAAACUGAUGCUCGCUCAAGAAGAACGCUCGAUGCCAUAUUUGACCGUUUACUGGGCCCCAAAGAUAUUUGUGAUAUGGUUUAUCUUCGACUUUUUGGCUACGACUUUGUGAUUCUUAACUCUGCCAAUGCUGCAAUCGAUCUUUUGGAAAAGCGUUCUAGGAUCUAUUCAGACCGCCUAAGCCCACCAAUGUUCAAAGAUCCUUCUUUACUUAACUGGAGUGGGAAUGCUGUUUUGUUGGGUUACAGCGACCUUUGGCGAAAUUAUCGACGGAUAUUCAAUAACUGGCUCGGCUCACGCACAGUCACUCAGUUUCAUCAAUUACAAGAAUCCCAAGCCCAGCAGAUGCUCCAAAGACUAGCCAACAUUUCUGAUGACGCGAAUCCUUUCGAAGAAGUAAAACGCACUAUUUACUAUACUAUAGCGUCCUCAACUUUACGGCUAGCCUAUGGCUACAAACUCCAAUCCGAUGAUGAUAUAAUCUUACAGAAUAUCAAUCAAACGGCACACUACACAGCACAAGCGGCUAUGUUUACCAAUUUUUUUGUAAACAUAUUCCCGUCAUUAACGCAUAUUCCUGAUUGGCUCCCAGGUACGGGAUGGAAACGUACUGCUCGUGAAUGGAGGGCCUUCAAGGACAAUGCUCAAUCUAUCCCUUAUGAGUGGACCAAGGCUCAGCUUGCUGCAGGGACUGCAGAGCCAUCUAUCCUCAUAAAAGCUCAGGAAGAAAUCGACAAUGUUCUCGGGUUUGCGUCGCUCCCAAAAAUUUCAGACAGAGAGCGACUUCCAUACGUCCGCAAUCUUAUCCAAGAAGUCCUGAGGUGGCUACCACCGGUCCCAGCCGGUGUUCCUCAUGCUUCUUGGAAAGAUGAUGCUUACCGAGGUUACGAAAUAGAGCGAGGAACAGUAGUGGCAAUGACUCGUGAUGAAAGUGUAUACAGAGAUCCAGAAACCUUUAACCCAGAUCGUUUUAUGUGUUCAACCGUUCCGCACCCACCAGCAUUUGGAUGGGGAAGGCGCUGCAACUUUACUAGUUUUAAGUUUUCUAAGAAGAAAGAUACUCACGGACAGGAAAUUACGCCGCAGCUUGAAUUUGCUUCCAACUCUCUUGUCAUGGAGUUAAAGCCAUUUGACUUCGAAGUAAAAUUCCGGUCGGACAUACAUCGACAGAUGAUCUUGGAACAUGGUGGCGCUUGA
Rhizoctonia solani is the source of this 3831-nucleotide messenger RNA. RefSeq names its product GTPase-activating protein GYP1. The transcript is spliced from 25 exons. The record is from RefSeq and is a predicted model, not a curated record. Gene Ontology annotation, molecular function: heme binding; monooxygenase activity; oxidoreductase activity, acting on paired donors, with incorporation or reduction of molecular oxygen. NCBI's taxonomy places the organism in Eukaryota, Fungi, Basidiomycota, Agaricomycetes, Cantharellales, Ceratobasidiaceae. The coding region runs from base 1 to 3831 and encodes 1276 amino acids.